Messenger RNA from Micromonas commoda, 2424 nucleotides. RefSeq lists its product with no specific name. The transcript has a single exon. The record is from RefSeq and is a predicted model, not a curated record. Bases 1 to 2424 code for a protein of 807 amino acids. NCBI's taxonomy places the organism in Eukaryota, Viridiplantae, Chlorophyta, Mamiellophyceae, Mamiellales, Mamiellaceae.
AUGGUGCAGCGGCGAGCGCACCCCCUUCCCCCCCGCCUCCUCCUCCUCGUCGUCGCGCUCCUCCCCGCGCUCGCGUCCGCCGCCGCCCCGACGUCGGUUAACCCCCUCGCCGCCGUCGCUGAGAGCCCCUCGCUGCCCCGCGAGCUCGUCGCGAGGGUCCGCGCGUCGGGCGCGGAGCUCGCGGCGGGUGGGCUGGCGCCCCUCGCCGCCGCCGCGGUGGACGCGCGCGGGGGCGGCGACGCGCUCGCGCGGACCCUCGCCUCGACGCGCGCGGCGGUGCUCGCCCUCUGCGGGUCCGCGGCGGUGCUCGAGCGGAGCGCCGACGACACCACGCCGCGCGCCGACGAGGCCGGAGACCCGGCCCCCGCCCCGCCCGCCCUCCUCGAGGACGCCGAAAACCUCGCGGCGCUGUUCCACUGGCUCGCGGUGGAACUCGACGCCGCCCUCGCCGUCGCGCCCGACGCGCCCGCGUCGCCGACGGCGCGACGCGAGGGCGGAACGUGGUCCCUCGCGGACGAACUUCGAGAGGCGCGCGCCGUCCUUGCCGCGCGACUCGAAACCUCCUCCUCCUCCCCCUCCUCCUCCUCCUCAACCUCCUCAUCCUCAAACUCGGGGUUUUCGUGCUACCGUUGGAGCGGGUACAUCGCGAGGAGCCUGGCGGCGAGGAACGCGCUCUCGCUUCCCUUCGACGAACUCGUGGAGGCGACGUCGACGUGGUCGGACGCGGAGCUCGACGCGUGCGGACUGCGACACGCGCGCCUCGCUUUUCUCGCGACGGAAAUAAACGAGAGGGAGACAGCCGACGACGCCGGGGGAGGAAACGACAGCCGGAAUGAACACCUCGUGCACGGCCUCAACCUCACGGCGUUCGGCGCGGUCGUCGAGACGUGCCGCGUCGGGGGCGGGAACGGGCUCGCGCAGCUCGUGGGCCCGGGCGCGUUCGCCGCGGCAGCGACCCGGCUCGCUCGGCUUAAAUCGCACCUCUCCGCGAUGGACACGGCGCUGCGAAGCCAAACCGCGAUCGACGGGUUUAGAUGCCUGAGCGACGCGUCGCUGGCACCCGCGAUGGACGACGAGGCCGACGCCCCGCCCGGCUCCAGACUCGCCACCGCCACCGCGAUACUUUCCUUCCUCGCGGGAGCCGCCGAGGACGUCCUCGUCGCCGAUCGCGGGUGCGAGCGAGCUCGCGAAUCGUCCUCGACGGGCGCGUACUAUCCCGUGCCUGUUUUCGACAGGAUCGCGCAGGAGCUCGCGCAGUGCGGCGUAGGGGACGCGUACGGCCGCGCGUGGCUCCGGGCGAGGUACCCGAACGGGGGCACCGCCGGACUGGCGUCGAGGCUCGACCAGGUGGCAGCCGCGGUGGACGCGUGCAGCGAGGGUUCGUCUUUGAAUCGCGAAGACGUCAAAGCCGCUCGGUCAAAGACGCCGCCCCUCACCAGGGUCGAUCUCGACGCGCUCGCCGCGACGAUUCGUCACUUCCGAUCGGCGGACGCGGCGAUGUUCGGGUGCAGACGCGGCGCGUACGCGCACAGCGCCGCGGGGGCACUCGCGCACGCCCUCGACGGCUACCGCGCGGUCCUCGCCUCCUGCCCGGCGGCGACGGCGGAUUCGACCGGCUCAGACCCGACUGAGAUUGUCCACCCCGAGAUCGUCCACCCGUCGUCGUCGUCGUACGUGGUCAUCCCCGUGACCGAGGCGGCGGCACGAGGCGAGGGAGUCAAAGGACGCGGGAGGUUCGAGCCGGGGGGCGGCGCUGGUUUCGUCGGUGUGGUGUCGGCUUCGUGCGUCCUCGCCGUCGGCGGGGUCGCGUUUUGCGUCGCGCGGUACCUCCAAACGAGGCGCGAUCGAUCCGUCCGCGGGCCUUGGCGAAAGAUGGAUGCCGCCGGCGGCGACCUCGGGCGUCCCCCGCGAGUGCCGCCGUCCGGUCCCGGUCCCGGCGGCCGCGCUCCGUUCGCGUUCUCCGCCAGACGGUUCUACCGGCACCUUCAGGCGGGUAGCGUGGGCGACCUCCCGCUCGUCGAGGACCUGGACCGCGCGUCCGGAGUUUCCACCGAAUCCGAGGGCAACGAUCGCGUCGACACGCCCCCGUUGAGGAUGGGCAACGUCGUGGACCUGCCCAGCCCGCGGACCAACCGCCGCAGCAACUCCAUCUCCGAGCCCGCCACGCGGCCGCCCCCCGCGGUUACGCCCGACGAUUUGGUCCUCAGGGGUUUCGCCGGGGGCAUCAGCGAGCCGAAGCCCCGGCACCCGUCGCGGCACUCCACCCCGUACCACGGCCUGCGGAGCGUUGGGGAGCUCCGGGUGAACAUACCGGUCGGGGCGUUUCGGGAGACGGCGGACGGCCGGCGGCCGACCACGCCGCCGGCGGGCGCAUCCGGCGCUGCUCCGUUCUUUGGCGGUGAGAAGCGGCUGACGCACCCGUGA